AUGGCCCUCCUGCUGCGGGCUGUCCACUCUGUGGUGUGCCAUCCUGAUCUGAGGGACGAGGUGUGCCUGAUUUGGCCCGUGCGCACGCAAGACCCCAGCGAGUGGCAGACGGAGAAACUCGGUCGCCGACUGAAGCGCAUUCAAUUGCCGUUGGAGUGUGGCGUUGUGGCGCCAGGGAGAGAGGACUGGAGGCUGAGCUCUGCCUGCCUGCGACGGUGGAGGGGCCACGGGCGUGUGCAUCUGAACGGAAUGACCCUCUUCUCGGUGCAAGCCAUCCUUAUCCUCAGUUCCGAGGAUGGCUCGCGCAUUUUCGCGAAAUACUACUCCUCACCCCACAGCGCUCCGGGCGCUGGCAGCAGUUCGACCAACCCCUAUCCCGACACCAAAUCACAAAAGGCCUUUGAGAAGGGUCUCAUUGAAAAGACGGGCAAACAAAAUGGUGACAUUAUUCUCUACGACAAUCGAAUUGUCCUCUACAAGCUCGAGUCGGAUGUCAUGAUCUACGUGAUUGGCAGUGUGGACGAAAACGAGAUUCUUCUGUACAACACCACCCUGGCGCUCAGGGACUCGCUACAUCUCCUGUUCAAGCAAUCCGUGGACAAGAGAACGAUUAUCGAGAACUACGACCUUGUCUCCCUCGCCAUUGACGAGAUUGUCGACGACGGCAUCAUCCUCGAGACCGACCCGACCAUUAUCGUGCAGAGAGUCAGCAAAGCGCCUACACAGGACGUGCCGCUCGGCCGCAUCGAUCUCAGCGAACAGGGCGUCAACAACUUGGCGCAACUCGGAAAGUCCAAGCUGGCGGACUGGUUGCGACAGGGUCUGUAA
Molecule: messenger RNA, 828 nt
Organism: Emericellopsis cladophorae
Lineage: Eukaryota; Fungi; Ascomycota; Sordariomycetes; Hypocreales; Bionectriaceae
Product: coatomer subunit-like protein
Exons: 5
Coding region: 1-828 (275 amino acids)
Biological process (GO): intracellular protein transport; intra-Golgi vesicle-mediated transport; retrograde vesicle-mediated transport, Golgi to endoplasmic reticulum
Cellular component (GO): COPI vesicle coat
Source: RefSeq, a predicted model, not a curated record